This is a messenger RNA of Mytilinidion resinicola, 1077 nucleotides long. RefSeq lists its product as uncharacterized. Lineage: Eukaryota; Fungi; Ascomycota; Dothideomycetes; Mytilinidiales; Mytilinidiaceae. Bases 1 to 1077 code for a protein of 358 amino acids. The transcript is spliced from 2 exons. The record is from RefSeq and is a predicted model, not a curated record.
AUGACCACCAUGGUGGACAACUACCGCCCGCCGCAGUACAUGCAGCUCCCUCACCGAAAGCCUCUCCCCCAGCCGGGCACCGCGGGCGCCUCGCACGACUCUGCAGGCCACCUCGUCCCUGACCACCAGCAGAGCAUGCACAGUCGCACACGAACCUCGUCCUCGUCCGUCUUCCCGCAGCAAUACCAACAGCAAUUCCAGCAAGGCUCACGACGCACUCUUUCAAAUGCCACUGCCUCGACGACCUCUACCAAUGCUAGCGGCGGACAGGGCAUGAUUCGAACAAACUCAGGGCUCCGACGUUCUUCCUCUUCGCGAUCCGGCAACAACUCUCCGACCAGCUAUGUCUCACUUAUGCGAAAACAAAAGGCUACUGUAUGGUGUGAUCGCGCACAGUCGGAGGACCCGCGGAUACAGGCAGCACAGCGGGCAGCCAAGAUGAGGGCGACUAUGGAGGUGGUGGGCGGGAACACUACAGGGCGAACCUCUACCUCCUCGUCUGGCGUAGCGGCUGGAGUGAGGUCAAAGAUACGGCAUCACGGUGCUCCCAAAGCAUCCCUAUAUGCACCUGGAAAUAUGGCUGGCAGCGGAGUGCCCAUGCGGUUAAGUGCUAGCGAGGUGGACGAAAAUGACAGCGAGGACGCAGACAGCCAGAAGGCAGGCCAACCCUACCAUCAACGGACCGGCAGUGGGAGAAGCUCUCUAGGAUCUGGAAGGAGGAUACAGUAUCUGAAUGCCCAAGGACGGAUGAGCACGAGCAGUACCCCGCCUAGCAACAACUCGCCGGCGGACACCCUCGAAGAAGAGACACCAGUUCCGGGCAACUACGCUCCAAAGCAAGCAGACUAUUUCGCUCAGUCUACCCGGACAGGCCUCUCUGGAGGCAGUGGCAGCUCCGGGGAGCGGGAAAACAGCUUCGGAAACCUUGGCCAGAUGCAGCAGCUUCCCCCACGGCACGCUGAAGAGGAGAAGAAGGGAUCGGACGACCUACGAAGAAGAGGCAGUGUCGACGACAGGACGAUGACAAUGAGCGGAGCAGGGCGGUUGUUUAUUGCGAACCCUGACCUAAGCGAUUGA